UUUUGAAACCCUAGCCGUUCAUGAAGUCCAUUGAAGUUUCUUGCCUCUCGCCUCGUCUUCUCUCCCAUUGCGCCAUUGACUUCUACAGCCAUCGACUAUUACAGCGCCUCGUCUGUCGACCAGUCUAGCCAUCGAUUGUUGCAACGCCGCUCGUCCGUGUCGACCGUCGCGGGUCUCACCGUCGCCGCUGUGAUAGAUGCUCAAACAUGUUUUGAGUACCAAAAUUUGGAUUCUCCAUUUGAAAAUGAAGCACUUCGUAAGAGCAUUAAGGAGUUGGAAGAUCAAAUUCAAAAUACGCCAAGAUCUGAGCAUGGAGAAGGAAGAUGUUAGUGCGUCAACCACAUAUGAGGAAGGGAAGAAGAAGAUGGAAGCUAUUAGUGUACAACCAAUCUUGAAGGAGAGAGUUUCAGAGAAUGUGGGAAAGGAUGAGGAAGUGAUUGCUAUUAGUGUACUACCGAUCUUGAAGGAAAAAGCUUUAAAGACGAUGUCGAAAGACAAUGAAGUUAUUAGUUCACCAUCCAAUUUAUCAAUAUCCUUGAAGUCUAUUCUUAGUUACGCUAAAAAGGUACCUACACUCAUUCAUUGUUGAUUCAAAUAAAGGGUCGAAGUAUAUUUUUGUAGAUCCAUCUCUUAUAUCCGCGAGCCAAAAUACUCGAGAAGUUAAAGCUUAGAAGCUUUGUAGUAGAUUAAUGGCUUUUGAACACGGUCAAUUAGUUAUUGCUCCUUAUAAUCCCAGUAAGUAUAAUUAGUUAUACUCAUGUUCGGAACCUUGUACUCAUGUUCUACCUUUUCCUAUUCUGUUCCAAUGUAGAAUUGUGUUGGGAUCAUUGUACUUGAAAGCUCCUUGUACUCAUGUUCUACCUUUUCUUUUCUUUUUUCCAAUGUAGAAUUGUGUUGGGAUCAUUGUACUUGAAAGCUCCUUAUAUUCAUGUUCUACCUUAAUGUAAUGAGCUACCUUCAUGUUCCAUAUUAAUUAGUUGUGUAUUUUAUUUAGUGAUCAUUGGUCGUUAAUUGUUAUCAAUGCAUAUGAUGACGUGGUGUACUAUCUUGACUCAUUGAGAACAAGUUCACGAGAAGAUAUCAAAUACAUAACAAAUAUAUAAGCUAACUUUGCUUGAGUUUUUUUUUUUUUUUAGUGUAAAGUUUAUUUCAUUAUGAAAAUUAUACUAUACUCUUUGACGAAUAUAGCGCAAUGACCAUUUUUCAGUCAAAAAAAUUUGUAAAAGACUCGAAAAACCACAUUAUGAAAAACAGUCAAGGUAAGUAUAAGAGCAUUGAA
Messenger RNA from Benincasa hispida (wax gourd), 1279 nucleotides. RefSeq lists its product as uncharacterized. The record is from RefSeq and is a predicted model, not a curated record. NCBI's taxonomy places the organism in Eukaryota, Viridiplantae, Streptophyta, Magnoliopsida, Cucurbitales, Cucurbitaceae.